AUGACCAGUCCUGAGGAUCUCAGUAGUUCAGAAAUACAAGCUUUUAUCAACAAAGUUAAAAGUUUACCCGGUGGAACUAACAUUCAGCAAGAUGAAGCUGAAAAAGCGGCUCAUUUGUACCUCAGAGCUCGCAAGAGAGAUGUGGAGCGUGCUGUGGAAUUGUACAAAGCUAACAAGCGAAUGCGCUAUACGGAAAAUGUGGAUUCAAUCGAUCCUUUAGAAGAUGGAGUUCGACGUGAACUUCUAUCUGGUAAAUUUACUGUAUUACCCACUCUUCCUGAUGAUGAAAUGGAUGCAACUGUUGCUAUAUUUACAGCUUAUCGUCAUUGGCCUCCUUUAACUACACAUAGAGAUACUUUAAAAGGUGUUCUAUAUCAAUUAGAUGCAGUAAUGAUGGAUGAGCAGUCGCAAAGAAAAGGACUUGUGGUACUGUACGAUAUGCGUGAUACAAAAUAUUCCAAUUUCGAUUAUCAUCUUUGCAUCAAAUUGUUGAAUUUAUUCAAAGGUGUUUAUCCAGCUCGUCUACGUAAAGUGAUUAUCAUUGAACCACCAUUUUGGUUUCGGGCUCCAUUCAAUGUACUGCGACUAUUUGUUCGUGAAAAAAUGCGAGAUCGGAUAUAUUCUGUUGGUUAUGAUGAAUUAAAUGUACAUUUGCCAAAUUCCACAUUAAAACGUUUAUUUGGUCAAUUAACAUUAAACCAACAUUUUGAUUGGUUAUUAAAUUGUUUUAAACGUACUGGUCAUUUUUCACGUAUGCCAACUGAUUAUUUUAAAUUGUCACAAUUAUCAUCAUUAAGACCAUCUGAUUCAAUUUAUUCAGCAUUACAUAAUCCUUUAUUAGGCAAUGAAUUAAUUGUUCAACUUGAUUUAUACAAUAACAAUCAUAAUCAUGAAAAUGUUGAUGAUAAUACUGACAAAAUAAUUACUACUACUGCUAUUACUAAUGGUAGUAUUAAUAGUAAGGAUAUUUCUCUGUCUUCUAUUCAUGGAUCAUUACGUGUUCCUAUGAAAAAUCGACGAUGUUCAGAUGACUUUUUGCAUACAACUAUCACAACAUCUUCGUCAUCAUCAGCCAUAACGACAAUAUCCAGAUCAUCAUUAUCUUCUAUGAUUCAUGGAUCAACACAACCACAACAUUAUAACACAAUAAAUGGAAGUAUUUCACCAUUAUCACGACUAAUAGGGGAUACUGUUGGUUUACAAACAUCACCAUUACCACGUCGUGGAGUAUUAACUAGUAAUCGUAUGACUGAUUCAAUGUUUGAAACAUCUAAUAAAGAUUGUACAUCACCAUCAAUAUCAUCUAUGUUUCAUAAUGAACGACGUGUAUUCUAUCGAUCUGAUCGUCAUCUUUCUCAUUCCAACUCAUUUAGACACAGAACUAAUACAAUAACAACACUAGCUAAUAAUAUCAGCAGUAUUAGUAAUGGUUCAAUAUAUUCCACUCAUAUAUCUUCAUCUAAAGAUCAAUUAUAUGUUACAAAUCCUUUAUCGGAAACACGUUUAUCUGUAUCAGAAUUUAUCACUAGAGUGCAAAGUGUUGGUUCUAUUGGGUUAACUUUAGAAUUUGAUGCAUUAUUUAAAGAUAGUCCUGUGAAAGGUGCUUGUACGCGUUUUGCUCAAACAUCAAAUAAACGUCGUAACCGUUAUCUAGAUGUUCCUUGUUUAGAUUCAACUGCUGUGGAACUAUCAGACAAUACUUAUAUACAUGCAAAUUGGGUUGAUGGUUAUCGAUGUCCACGUGCAUAUAUAUUAGCUCAAGGUCCAUUAGAGAAUACAAUACGUGAAUUUUGGAUGACUGUUUGGGAGCAUAAAGUCAUCACUAUUAUAAUGCUUACCAAAGUUGUUGAAGGUCAACGUCCUAAAUGUGCAUUAUAUUGGCCAACAAGAAAUACUUCUUCCUCCAUGUCAAAAGAUCAAUCUAUUCCCCGUAGUAGUGUUCACCCAGUGGAUGCAAAGAUCACCCCAACAAUCAGUGCUAGUUAUGGAGAAUUUCAAGUGACUAAUUGUGGUGAAUCUAUUGAAGCUGGUGGUUUAUACAAACGAAGUGUUUUAGAAGUGACAUGUAAAUCUUCAGUAAAUGAUGUACAUAAUUCUACUACUCAUAUUGGUGUUAGUAGAUUAGAACGCAGUCGACAAAAAUCUAAAAUGAAUGUUCAGAAUUCUCUCAAGGAAUCCAAUGAUAAUAAUACUUUAUCAGAUAAUAAGUUAACAGUGUAUCAUUAUUUAUAUUUGGGUUGGCCGGAUUUCGAUGUUCCAGCGGAUUCAGAAGAAUUUCUGAAAUUUCUACUCACUGUUAAACAAAGUCACAAGUCAAGAUCAAAAUCAUUAUCCUCAUCAUCACUGUCAUCUUCGUCAUCGUCGUCGUCAGUAUCACCACCAACAUCAACGUCAACAGGAUCGUCAAAUCACAAAACAACUCAAUUCGAUUCUCUAUCCCCUUUACUGGUACACUGUAGCGCUGGUAUUGGUCGUACAGGAACAUUUGUUACAACAGAUAUUUGUUUACAACAAGCAAUAAAUGAAGGUUAUCUUGAUGUACCAGAUGUGAUUAAUCGAUUAAGAUGUCAACGUGCUGGAGCUGUACAAGUUGCUAAACAAUAUGCAUUUAUUCAUCAAGCACUUGUAUCACAAUUAUCAAAACAACAAAUCAAUAAGAAUGAUGAUAACCACCACAGUUGUGGUGGGGAUAAUAAUGAUGUUACUGUACUGUAA
Molecule: messenger RNA, 2715 nt
Organism: Schistosoma spindalis
Lineage: Eukaryota; Metazoa; Platyhelminthes; Trematoda; Strigeidida; Schistosomatidae
Source: the annotation of a GenBank genome assembly